UUGCUCAUAUAUCAUAUUGUUAAUUUUCUUAGAAGAUAAUGUUUCAAAUAUAAUAAAUAUUGGUUUUCUAGUUUGCACAGGUUACCAAGAUGAGCCACAUGGUAAAACACAAUCACACGGCAGUGACCAAGGUGACUGAAUUUAUUCUCAUGGGGAUUACAGACAACCCUGGGCUGCAGGCUCCACUGUUUGGACUCUUCCUCAUCAUAUAUUUGGUCACAGUGAUAGGUAAUCUGGGCAUGGUUAUCUUGACCUACUUGGACUCCAAGCUACACACCUCCAUGUACUUUUUCCUCAGACAUUUGUCAAUUACUGAUCUUGGUUACUCCACUGUCAUUGCCCCGAAGAUGUUAGAAAACUUCAUAGUGCACAAAAAUACAAUUUCUUACAAUUGGUGUGCCACUCAGCUAGCAUUCUUUGAGAUUUUCAUCAUCUCUGAGCUCUUUAUUCUAUCAGCAAUGGCCUAUGAUCGCUACGUAGCCAUCUGUAAACCUCUUCUGUAUGUGAUCAUCAUGGCAGAGAAAGUACUUUGGGUGCUGGUAAUUGUUCCCUAUCUCUAUAGCACGUUUGUGUCACUAUUUCUCACAAUUAAGUUAUUUAAACUGUCCUUCUGUGGCUCAAACAUAAUCAGCUAUUUUUACUGUGACUGUAUCCCUCUGAUGUCCAUACUCUGUUCUGACACAAAUGAAUUAGAAUUAAUCAUUUUGAUCUUCUCCGGCUGUAAUUUGCUCUUCUCCCUCUCAAUUGUUCUCAUAUCCUACACGUUUAUUCUAGUGGCCAUUCUCAGAAUGAACUCAAGGGAAGGGAGGUACAAAGCCUUCUCCACCUGUAGCUCUCAUCUGACAGUGGUGAUCGUGUUCUAUGGGACAUUGUUAUUUAUUUACUUGCAACCCAAGUCCAGUCAUACUUUGGCUAUUGAUAAAAUGGCCUCGGUGUUUUACACCCUGGUGAUUCCUAUGCUGAAUCCAUUGAUCUACAGCCUAAGGAACAAAGAAGUAAAAGAUGCUCUAAAGAGAACUUUAACCAAUCGAUUCAAAAUUCCCACUUAAUAUCUUAAUACUCAAUUGCAUAGUUGA
Molecule: messenger RNA, 1076 nt
Organism: Rhinopithecus roxellana (golden snub-nosed monkey)
Lineage: Eukaryota; Metazoa; Chordata; Mammalia; Primates; Cercopithecidae
Product: olfactory receptor 8K1
Exons: 1
Coding region: 90-1049 (319 amino acids)
Biological process (GO): G protein-coupled receptor signaling pathway; sensory perception of smell
Cellular component (GO): membrane
Molecular function (GO): olfactory receptor activity; odorant binding; G protein-coupled receptor activity
Source: RefSeq, a predicted model, not a curated record